This is a messenger RNA of Lichtheimia ornata, 390 nucleotides long. RefSeq lists its product as uncharacterized. Bases 1 to 390 code for a protein of 129 amino acids. The record is from RefSeq and is a predicted model, not a curated record. The transcript is spliced from 2 exons. Lineage: Eukaryota; Fungi; Mucoromycota; Mucoromycetes; Mucorales; Lichtheimiaceae.
AUGGAAAAGAAACAACAAGUGCAACCACCACCUUACACCCCACAACAACAAGAAGCAUCCAACAACGUUCCCAACACCAGUAGUAGCAGUGGUCAAUAUCCUGGUGUCGUAGGUGCCACGCCAGAAUGCCAACGUGGUGUUCAAGGUUAUGAUGCUUAUGGGCAACCUAUUCGUCCAGCAUUUAUGGAAGAACGUUAUCGUAUCGAGCAAUCACUCGGCCCAGCAUGUCCUGAAGGUGGAUACCAUGAACUUCGAAUGCAUUAUACCAACACCACUCUACUUUUUGCCAUCUUAAUCAUCCCCUACUUGUGCGGUUGGCGUGGUCGUCGAUAUUGUGUAUGUAAGCGAUGUGGUCAAAAGUUCCCUAAUAUCGUGCUGCCAGAGCCUUGA